This is a messenger RNA of Chondrus crispus (carragheen), 2319 nucleotides long. The record is from the annotation of a RefSeq genome assembly. NCBI's taxonomy places the organism in Eukaryota, Rhodophyta, Florideophyceae, Gigartinales, Gigartinaceae.
AUGACAAACAAAAUUUUAUAUCAUUGUAAGGUAUUUAAGGUAAAAAGAAGAUUUUCUAAUUUUAUAUACUGUAUAUCAUUGAAAAAGCAAGAUCAAGAAUCUAUUUUUUUAUUAAAAAAUCCAAUGUUAGUAUAUACAUUAGAAGAAAUAGAAAAAGUUGAAAAAAAAAGUCUUAUGUUGGAUACAUCAGUAGAAAUAAUUGAUGAUCAAGAUAUAAAAUUAGUUUCCGAUUUUACUCCUAAAUUUGAAAAAAAACAUAAAAAUUCUUCUCGUUCUGAAAGUAAUAUAGAAGAUAAAAAAAAUAAAACUAAAAUAAAAAAGAAAGCUCGUAGUCAAAUGAUUUUGGAUAAUGAUGAAAUUUUUAUUGACGACCAUAAAUUAAUUCCUAAUUCUAAUAAAGAUUCUGUAAAUAUUUCUUUGCCUAAACUCUCUAAGCAAAAAAAACAAAAGAAAAAAAUUAAAGUUAAGAAAAAUUUAUUAAAAGAUAUCUCAGAUAAUAUAAAUCUGAAUACAGAAUGUUUGCAGGAUGCAAAAAUUAAUCAUAAUCAUCUUGAUAAAAAUAUAGUAAAAAAAGAAAUAAUAAUAGAUAGUCCUUUAACAAUAGAACAAUUAGCAUAUAAAUUAAAUGUUCCGGAAGCUGCGAUAAUUACAUGGCUAUUCUUACAAGGUGUUUCUGUAACUAUUAAUCAAGUUGUUGAUAUUUCGAUAGCUUCUCAAGUUGCAAGUCAUUAUGAUUUUACUAUAUUAGAUUCAUCUAUUCAUACAAAAGAAAAUCAUAAAAAUAAGAUUGACAUUAUAAAUGGUCAAAAGAGAGCUCCAAUUGUAGUUAUUUUCGGACAUGUAGAUCACGGUAAGACUACUUUAUUAGACAGUAUUAGAAAAACUAAUACAGUCUCUCAUGAAGUAGGUGGUAUUACUCAAUCGAUUAUAGGUUAUGAAGUUGAGCACCAAUACUUUGCGACGAAAGAACAAUUAGUCUUUUUGGAUACGCCUGGUCAUCAAGCUUUUUCAAGUAUGAGAUUAAGAGGAGCUCAAGUAAGUGAUGUAGCUAUUUUACUAGUUGCUGCUGAUGAUGGAUUAAAAAAACAAACUAUUGAAGCGAUUGAUUAUAUUAUGAAUAAUCAAAUACCGUACAUAGUUGCUAUUAAUAAAACUGAUAAGUUAGAUCUUAAUCUUUCAAUAGUUAGAGAACAGUUAGCAAAUUAUAAUAUUGUUGACCAAAACAUGUACGGUAAUAGUAAUAUAAUAGAAAUCAGUGCUUUAACGGGUAAAAAUAUAGACUUAUUGUUAAAUCAAAUAUGUGAACUAUCUAAUAAAUUAUCUUUAAAAUCCGAUAACAAUUCUCUAGCUCAAGGUACGAUUUUAGAAUCUUAUUUAGAUAAACAAAUGGGAGCUGUUGCAAAUAUUGUAAUUAAAAAUGGUGCACUAAAAGUUGGGCAUACAAUAGUUUCAGGUAAUACUUAUGGACGUAUUAAAGCAAUUAUGGAUCAUACAGGUUCAAAAAUUAAUUAUGCUAUAGCUUCUUCAGUCGUAAAUAUUUAUGGUUUUCCUUCUAUACCUGAAGCAGGUCUUCAUUUUCAAGUUAUAAAAAGCGAGAAAAAUUCUAAAUAUUUGAUAAAUAAAUACAUUCAUAAGCAUACAGAGUCUAAUAUUAAUAAAUCAUUAAAUAAACGAAUUACAUUAGAUAGUUGUAGUAAUAAAUCAAGACUUAAGCAAGUUAACUUAAUUAUUAAAGCUGAUACACAAGGUUCCAUAGAAGCUAUAAUAAAUUCUUUGGCACAAAUACCGCAAGAUAAAGUGCAACUUAAUAUAUUGUCCGCAACUUCAGGAUGCAUAUGUCAUAAAGACAUUGAUUUAGCAACUACUAGUAAAUCAGCUAUUAUAGGUUUCAAUACUAAUAUAGAAACUACCAUUAGUAAGUUAGCUAAGAAAUUAGAUCUCAAUAUACAAAAAUUUGAAGUGAUUUAUGAUUUAUUAGAAUAUCUUCAAGAUUAUAUGCUAAAUUUAAUGGAUAUUGAAUAUGAUAAAGUAGAAAUUGGAGAAGCUAUUAUUAAAACAGUCUUUCAUGUUAAUAAAGGUAUGGUUGCAGGUUGCAUCGUAAAUCGAGGUAAGUUAAAAAGAAAUGCACAUAUAGUAAUUUACCGUGAUAAAGAAUUACUUUAUAAAGGUAAAUUAGAUUCUUUAAAGCACAUGAAAGAUAAUAUUGAUGAAGUCUUAGAAGGAAAUGAGUGUGGCGUUAUGUGUAAUAAUUAUAAUGAUUUUAUAAAAUUUGAUAUUAUAAAAGCUUAUGAACUUAUUAAAGUACAAAAAGUUUUAUAG